AUGUUUAGCAAAUUUCGUCGCUAUAUUCGGUAUAAAAACAGAGUUACAACAAAACAACAGUUUGACAAACUUGUGGAAUUAAUGGAGAAGCAUCCCGAAACAGGUCGAGGUAAACCUCAGUUUGGAUGCAGCAAAAAUAAAACCAAAGAAUUGUGGGAGGAAUUUUCCGUUGAGCUGAACAAUUUAGGUCCGCCAUCAAGAACUGCGCAAGAGUGGGGACGGGUUUGGAUACACUAUAAGGCAAAUUUGAAACGAAAGCUUACUAACAACAGGAGCAAUUUACUGCCAACUGGUGGUGGACACUCGCAAGAAGUGUCGCUGAAUCCACUGGAGGAAACGGAAAAGGGUGUCGAUACAAUUAUGGACAAUUUCAUUGCUGCUUCAUCUAAUCCUUGUGAAGUUAAAAUAAAAAGCCUUGACCGCCCCACUUCAUGA
Lucilia sericata (common green bottle fly) is the source of this 435-nucleotide messenger RNA. RefSeq lists its product as uncharacterized. Bases 1 to 435 code for a protein of 144 amino acids. The record is from RefSeq and is a predicted model, not a curated record. The transcript is spliced from 4 exons. NCBI's taxonomy places the organism in Eukaryota, Metazoa, Arthropoda, Insecta, Diptera, Calliphoridae.